Molecule: messenger RNA, 819 nt
Organism: Cetraspora pellucida
Lineage: Eukaryota; Fungi; Glomeromycota; Glomeromycetes; Diversisporales; Gigasporaceae
Source: the annotation of a GenBank genome assembly
AUGUCAGACGUUGAAACCGACCAACAAAACUUAAAUGAGGAGAAAACAGAAGAUGUAUUAGUUUUCGAAGAUCAAGUAGAAGCAAAAGAAGAAAAAUCAGUCGAGAACGCAAAUAAUUCAGUGGAAGAAGAAGUCCCUGUCGAAUCAACCGAAUUAGAACAACCUAAGAAAAAAAAGAAGAAAAAAAUUGAUUUUGCUGAUUUUGAAAGGCAAUUGAAUGAAGAAGAAGCUCGUGGUCCAGAUGAUGAUAGAGAAGACAACAUAUUUGUUCCAGAAGGCGAGCAGGUAGAAAAAGAAACAAAAUUUGAGGAAACUUGGAUAAAGUCUGAUCGGGAUUACACAUAUCAAGAACUUUUAGGAAGAGUGUUCCGAAUUCUUCGGCAAAAUAACCCUGAACUUGCAGGUGAUAAGAAAAGAUACACGAUUGUUCCACCAUCAGUCCAUAGAGAAGGAAAUAAAAAGACAAUUUUCGCGAAUGUUUCAGAUAUUUGCAAGAGAAUGCAUAGGCAACCGGAACAUGUCAUUCAAUUCUUGUUUGCUGAGUUGGGAACAAGCGGUUCGAUUGACGGUUCACAACGACUAGUUAUUAGAGGCCGUUUCGUACAAAAACAGAUAGAGAACGUUUUACGUCGGUAUAUAGUUGAAUACGUUACAUGUAAAACUUGCAAGUCACCAGACACGAUCCUAACCAAAGAAAAUCGUAUUUUUUUUCAACAAUGUGAAAGUUGUGGGUCUACAAGAUCUGUGUCUGCAAUAAAGACAGGUUUCAAGGCACAAACUGAGAAGAGAGCAGCUCAAAGAAGGGCAGCUGUGCAAUAA